Messenger RNA from Amoebophrya sp. A25, 174 nucleotides. NCBI's taxonomy places the organism in Eukaryota, Dinophyceae, Syndiniales, Amoebophryaceae. The record is from the annotation of a GenBank genome assembly.
GUUCUGGGAACUGCGACGUCCAAAACAAGAGGUUCGAACAUCAAGGGCGGUUCUUCGAACAAAGCAGGUGGAGGUCCUCUGGACUUCCGAACCAAAGACGGAGAAGUCCUAGAGUCGUCGCAACUGGUACCGGGAGAUGUGGUUUACUUGAGUAAGUCAGCCUUGCGAAGGGGC